CCCGGCAGAAACCCGGAAGUGGAACUUUCAUCCAUUCAGCCUUUGGGUGAAGACGGAGGCGGGUUCUGGAGAGACGUACGCUGUCAGGGAGUGUUUGCUUCGCCUCCACUUCUGUUCCUCCCCGCCCUGAUGCUGCUCCGGGUCACAUACUCGGCCUAAGCCGGCUUCAGCCUCUCCACGCAGAAGUCUCCUGGAGCCAUGGCCGAGUACUCCUAUGUGAAGUCUACCAAGCUCGUGCUGAAGGGAACCAAGGCUAAGAGUAAGAAGAAAAAGAGCAAAGAGAAGAAGAGAAAAAGAGAAGAAGACGAAGCAACCCAGCUUGAUAUUGUUGGAAUCUGGUGGACAGUAAAAAACUUUGGUGAAAUUUCAGGAACCAUAGCCAUUGAAAUAGAUGAGGGAACCUAUAUACAUGCACUCGACAAUGGUCUUUUUACCCUGGGAGCUCCACACAAAGAAGUUGAUGAGGGCCCUAGUCCUCCAGAGCAGUUUGCUGCUAUCAAAUGAUCUGAUUCCAGAAUUGCCCUGAAAUCUGGCUAUGGAAAAUAUCUUGGUAUAAAUUCAGAUGGAUUUGUUGUUGGGCAUUCAGAUGCAAUUGGACCAAGAGAACAAUGGGAACCAGUCUUUCAAAAUGGGAAAAUGGCUUUAUUGGCCUCAAAUAGCUGCUUUAUUAGAUGCAAUGAAGCAGGAGACAUAGAAGCAAAAAGUAAAACAGCAGGAGAAGAAAUGAUCAAGAUUAGAUCCUGUGGUGAAAGAGAAACCAAGAAAAAAGAUGACAUUCCAGAAGAAGACAAAGGAAGUGUAAAACAAUGUGAAAUCAAUUAUUUAAAGAAAUUUCAGAGCUUCCAAGACCACAGACUUAAAAUAAGUAAAGAAGACAGUGAAAUUCUUAAAAAGGCUCGGAAAGAUGGAUUUUUGCAUGAGAUGCUUCUGGAUAGGAGAGCCAAAUUGAAAGCCAACAGAUACUGCAAGUGACUGGGAUUUUUGUUUCUGCCUUAUCUUUUUGUGUUUUUUUCUGUGUUUGGUUUUUUGUCCUCGCGAUAGUUGGCUGAGAAUGAUG
This is a messenger RNA of Nomascus leucogenys (northern white-cheeked gibbon), 1057 nucleotides long. Its product is annotated as protein FRG1-like. NCBI's taxonomy places the organism in Eukaryota, Metazoa, Chordata, Mammalia, Primates, Hylobatidae. The transcript has 9 exons. Gene Ontology annotation, molecular function: actin filament binding. The record is from RefSeq and is a predicted model, not a curated record. Gene Ontology annotation, cellular component: nucleolus; catalytic step 2 spliceosome; striated muscle dense body.